Molecule: messenger RNA, 1305 nt
Organism: Salvelinus sp. IW2-2015
Lineage: Eukaryota; Metazoa; Chordata; Actinopteri; Salmoniformes; Salmonidae
Gene: cgasa
Product: cyclic GMP-AMP synthase a
Biological process (GO): positive regulation of type I interferon production; paracrine signaling; negative regulation of double-strand break repair via homologous recombination
Cellular component (GO): site of double-strand break; nucleus; cytosol
Molecular function (GO): 2',3'-cyclic GMP-AMP synthase activity; double-stranded DNA binding; chromatin binding
Source: RefSeq, a predicted model, not a curated record
CAGAUUCCUGAGGAAAAGAAACCCAAGGAGCAUAAUCAGCCUAAGUGCACCACUGAGGGAAAGCCAACUGUGCCACCAGAGACCGGUUCAAGGAUUGUUGACUCACAUCAGGAUAAGAUCCUGUUUACAACACUUGAUAAAUUAAAGAUUAAGAGGACACAUAAAUCGGAAUCAUCAAGAAUGGUCAAUGACGUGGUAAAGUGUAUAAGUGACCACAUGAAAAAGUGUACAGAAUGCUUCAAAGAUGUAAAUGUUCUGCACACUGGAAGUUACUACGAAAAUCUAAAGGUGGGUCAUGAAAUUAAAUUGUGCACCACCAACGUGACCCAAUACGGUUGCAUGCCUUGAUCAAUAUAGAUGUCUAAUCCGGACGAAUUUGACGUGAUGUUUAAUUGUCUGGUCGAGCGGGUGGAUAUUCAAGCCAUUUGGGGAUGAUGGAGCUUUUUAUAGCGUGGUAUUUAAACGGGGAAAACACCCUCUGGAUCGCUUUCUAAAUAAGGACAACACGGUAUCUGCGAGUAGAAUGSUUUCGGAGUUCAGAAAAGAAGUGAUAAAGUUUGUGAAGAAACAGAAAGACGUGUUGUUGGAGAAGAAGAAGAAGGGUUGCCCGGCGGUGACCUUAACGAUAAACGGGACGGGAACUGUCCCCAUCUCACUGGACAUUGUUCUGGGACUACAGGUCAAAUCGAGCUGGCCCACUUYCGCCCAAGAAGGCUUCAAAAUAGACAACUGGCUUGGGACCAAAGUGAAGAAAGAACUUAAGUCACAGUCAUACUACCUCGUUCCGAAGUAUGAGGGAAAGGGCACGGUGGAACUGGAAGGGGUCUGCGCUAGAGACUCYUGGCGCAUCUCAUUCUCGCAUGUGGAGAAGAGUAUCCUAACAAAUCAUGGCUCCCAGAAGACCUGUUGCGAGGCCAGCGGAAUUCGCUGCUGCAGGAAGGACUGUCUGAAGCUUCUGAAGCACCUGUUAAGCCUUUUGAAGGCAGAGGACCCUAGUCUGUCCAAGUUCUGUUCCUACCAUGCAAAGACCACCCUUCUGCACGCAUGCUGCUCCAGGACCAAGGACAGUGACUGGGAGGCGACGCAGCUGGGACCCUGCUUCCAGCAGCUGCUGAGGGACUUUGAGGGCCACCUGAAAKACGGCAAGCUCCCCAACUUCUUCAUCCCCACACACAACCUGCUGGGCUCUGACCACGACCGCAAGAGCUGCCAGAUCCUGGCCAAGUGCAUUGAGGAGCAGCGCAACAAAGGUUUCCYCGUCUUCGGCUAGUGAGUCGGGACUACCUCGAUCACUGCACCCUUAGU